AUGUAUGUAACAAGGCGUCGAUCUGUGUAUAAAAGGAACCAUGAAGCUGUUAGGCAUCCACCAGAGGGGCCAAAUUCAGGGUAUCUUGUACUCCAAGAUGAAGAAGCUGAGACUUACUGUUGUUUUGGAUUGUGGAAGAAGGGUAUCAGCAAUCUGCCAUUACCACAGAACAGGAAUUUAACAGUUGUUUAUUCGGAAAAUACAGGAAGUGGCGUCAUUGUUCAUUGAGAUGAAGUUAUGUUCAUUCCUGUUCUUAAUCAGCCUUUGUCUUCUAAUCGAUACUACGUCAUCCGAAGGAAAGGGAAGCAUCAAGGUGAAGCAAGCAAAGGUUCAAAGGAAGAAGACAUGGGAAAAUGUUUGUGCUUUAAUUACAUAAAAAACGUUAAACCAACACCUCUAAAUCCCUCUGAUGAAUAUCAACAAUUUGAGAUUUUGAAAACACGUUUUGGAUUCCGAGCCAAGUGUAUUGCCUCAGAUGGAUUUGUUCCUCUCUUUUUGAGGAGAAAAGGAUGGACUCUCUACGCCAACACACCCAGCCAUUAUCGUUUGAGUGAAGCUCUUGGCGCCAACCCUACCUUGCGAGCCAAGUUGCCACCUUUAACCUUCUCAUCAUCAUCAUCAACCGUUCGCUCCGAGCCAGUGGUCGUCGGAAAAUGGUACUGCCCUUUCAUGUUCGUGAAGGAAGAAGCAGUGACUGUCAAAGAGCAGAUGAAGGAGUCAGUUUUCUAUGAAAUGACUCUCGAAAGAAGGUGGGAUAAAGUUUUCUCUAAGGAAAACGGUGGGGAUAGUAAUCAAGUGUUUGUGAAUGUUGUGGUGGAAACUGAAGUUGCAGAAUUGGGUGGGGGAGGAAGAGAAGCUGUUUGGGAAGAAGGAAAAUUUGGUGAAGAGGAUGUGAUGUGGUUUAGGGUUUUGGAGAGAGGAGAGAGAAUGGUAGGGUUAAGCAUGGCGAUUUUGGAGAGAAUGAGAUGGGAGGAAGAGAGUGCAGAUUGGGAGGGAAAGAAUAAUGAGAAGAAGCAAGUGAGAUUUGAAAGAACUGAGAAGUUUGAGGGGAAAGUAAAGAGUGAUGAUGAGUGGAAAAAUUUUGGAUUCUAUGUGUUGGUGGAGAGCUUUGUGUUGAAGAGAAUGGAUGGAAAUGUGGUGUUAAGUUAUGAUUUCAGGCACACAAAUCAUGUUCAGUGUAAAUGGAAGUGAUCUGUUCGUUAUUUACAUCCCCAAAUCAUUUUGCUUUCUAUCAUGUUUGUUGUUCCAUGUCUUCGAUUUUGUGUUUUUUUCCCCUUUAAUUUCUUUGGGUGGGUUUGAGGUCUACCAGCUUGU
Prosopis cineraria is the source of this 1314-nucleotide messenger RNA. RefSeq lists its product as uncharacterized. The record is from RefSeq and is a predicted model, not a curated record. The transcript has 2 exons. The coding region runs from base 238 to 1191 and encodes 317 amino acids. NCBI's taxonomy places the organism in Eukaryota, Viridiplantae, Streptophyta, Magnoliopsida, Fabales, Fabaceae.